CGCCACUGGUCUGGCAGUGAUGUAAAAAGUUAGCGCACUUCUUGGGAAGCUGCUUUCAUGGUGUACCCUGCCAGUAUUGGUGUGAUGUGUGCUUGCAGGCUGGAACACAUUUCUGCAUCCUUACAGAGUGUUCUAAACAUCACAUGUUGGUUAUUGCUUUCAGCAUUACUCACAGAUUUGUGUGAAACGUGUCUGCUGAAAGUGAGAGUGAGCUGCUGGACUCUCCGGCAGAGACAGCAGCACGCUGACUGCAGCCAUGAUGAUGCGGCUGCGGCGGGCGGAGUCUGCUGCUGGCCUGAGCCCUUCUCUUUCAGUCUGGCUGGCUUGCUGUCCUGUCAUCGGCCUGGGUGUGGUUUUUUUUUCUUUUCUCUUUCUCUUUUUUUGGUGUGCAGUCGGGGGUACCGUUAGCAGGAAAUCAAGCGCCAGUUCAUUUUCACUUUAAGGGCGAAACAAAGAAGAAAAAAAAAAAACCUCUCUCAGUCUCUGACGAGCAAGUCAGGUCGAAAAGGGGGGCAGUUGUUCGUGCUCGUAGCUAGAAGUACCGUUAGCUUCCUGGAGACGGGAGGGCGUUAGAUUGGCGCCGUUGUUCUGAUGGGAAAAAAGUUUUCUGCUCUCUCGCUGACUGUUCUUAUUUAACGAGUUUUUUUGUUUUGUUUGUAAAAUUUAAAAAAAAAAGGAGAAGCUGAACCGGACGUGAAAGGAAGCAAAGAUGCCUAAAACGAUUAGUGUAAGAGUCACCACGAUGGAUGCCGAACUGGAGUUCGCCAUUCAGCCAAAUACAACAGGAAAGCAACUCUUUGACCAGGUUGUGAAAACCAUCGGGCUGCGGGAGGUGUGGUACUUUGGACUCCAGUACCAGGAUACGAAGGGUUUCUCUACAUGGCUCAAGCUGAAUAAGAAGGUGACAGCCCAGGAUGUGAGGAAGGAAAGCCCGCUGCUGUUUAAGUUUCGUGCCAAGUUCUUCCCUGAGGAUGUGUCAGAAGAGUUAAUCCAGGAUGCCACACAGCGGCUGUUCUUCCUGCAGGUGAAAGAGGGAAUCUUGAAUGACGACAUCUACUGCCCUCCAGAGACGGCAGUCCUCCUUGCCUCCUACGCGGUGCAGGCCAAGUACGGCGACUACAACAAGGAAGUCCACACCCCAGGCUAUCUGUCCAGCGAACAGCUGCUCCCUCAGAGAGUUCUGGACCAGCACAAACUCAACAAGGACCAGUGGGAGGAGAGGAUUCAAGUGUGGCACGAAGAACACAAGGGCAUGAUGAGAGAGGAAUCCAUGAUGGAGUAUCUGAAGAUUGCUCAAGAUCUCGAGAUGUACGGAGUCAACUACUUCAACAUCAAGAAUAAGAAAGGAACAGAGCUGUGGUUGGGAGUUGACGCUUUGGGGCUCAACAUUUAUGAACAAAAUGACAAAAUGACUCCCAAAAUUGGAUUUCCAUGGAGUGAAAUCAGGAACAUUUCCUUUAAUGACAAGAAGUUUGUCAUUAAACCAAUUGACAAGAAAGCACCUGACUUUGUUUUCUACGCUCCAAGACUGCGCAUCAACAAGCGCAUCCUGGCUCUUUGCAUGGGCAACCAUGAGCUGUACAUGCGCCGCCGCAAACCCGACACCAUCGAGGUGCAGCAGAUGAAGGCUCAGGCUCGGGAGGAGAAGAACCACAAGAAGAUGGAGCGAGCUCUGCUGGAGAACGAAAAGAGGAAAAGAGAGGUUGCUGAAAAGGAAAAGGAGAAGAUUGAAAGGGAAAAGGAAGAAUUGAUGGAGAGAUUAAAGCAGAUUGAGGAGCAAACGAAGAAAGCCCAACACGAGCUGGAGGAGCAAACACAGAAGGCUCUGGAGUUGGAGCUGGAGAGGAAGAGGGCUCAGGAGGAGGCUGAACGCCUGGAGGCUGAUCUGAGGAGUGCUGAGGACUCCAAGGUGGCACUGCUGCAACAGUCAGAGAGCCAGAUGAAGAACCAGGAACAUCUGGCCACAGAGUUGGCUGAACUCACUUCGAAGAUUUCCCUCCUGGAGGAUGCCAAGAAGAAGAAGGAAGAUGAGGCGAUGCAGUGGCAAGAGAAGGCUACCAUGGUGCAGGAGGACCUGGAGAAGACCAAAGAGGAGCUCAAGAACAAAGUGAUGGUGGCUCACGUCCAGGAGCCCCUCAACGCAGAGAACGAGCACGACGAGAACGACGAGGAAAAUGCCGAGGCCAGCGCCGAGUUCACAGACGCCGCCACGUACAAGGAUCGCAGCGAAGAGGAGCGCAUGACUGAGGCUGAGAAGAACGAACGUCUGCAGAAACAUCUACUUGCUCUAAGCUCAGAGUUGGCCAACGCUCGGGACGAGACCAAGAAAACAGUGAAUGACAUGAUCCACGCAGAGAACAUGAAGGCAGGACGAGACAAGUACAAGACCCUCAGACAGAUCCGGUCAGGAAACACCAAACAGCGCAUCGAUGAGUUCGAAUGCAUGUGAUGUCUGCGUUCACUAUCGCAAAAGCCCACACGGCUGGGCCUUUCUGCCUGGACUGCAGUCCUGCCUCACUCAAGCUGUUUCCUCUGUUUCCCAAAUAAAUCAGAGCCACGACAUGACGUGGUCGCACAAGCACAGCACAAUGUACAAAUAUGGAUCGGGAAAACUCCAUUUGUUAUCAUUCCUAACUUUGAAUUUAGGCGAGUCACUGGUUGAAAAGGGACAUACUGUAUUUUAUUAGUUCAUUCCUCGCAAGGGGUUUGUGUAGCAUAUUAGUUACGGGCUCAGGCCUCAUUUAAUUUCAUGACACAUUGAGUAAGCAUUUUGACUUUCUUUAUGUUUUUUUGUCACAUUUUUUUUUUUGGGCCAUGAUUUCAAAAAACAAAAGGCUAAAAAUUUCUCUUUUCCUGUAGACACAUGCACACAUUCUUUACAGCAAGCUGGAUUUUCAGACAGUAAGAUUCAUCUAGUGGUCCGUUUCCAAUACUCUUAAAGCCAAAUGCACUGUAAUCUUCAUAAGCGAUUACAUUUAAUAUGACCCUGAACUGUCUAUGUGGAGCAUCAACAGAGCAGUAUUAUUUUUUACUCUUCAUUUGACUGUAACUGUUAAGGAUCGCACAGUAUUUUCACCGCACUCAAAAGGUGAUAUGAAGGAUCAAGUUUAAUUUCUGGUGUUUGAAAAGCAUUUUAAUAACUAGCUAGACUGUUUAUCUACACUGAAUGUCAUCAAUUCAAUACAGCAUUCAGCUAAAAAAACUUACAUAACUUUUUGAUGCUGAUUGUACUGUUCCUUCAAGAAUUGUAAUCCUCCGCUUUUUACUCCGCUCAUCAACAAGGAUGUUGUUUGAUAAUCGAAUGCAGAUUUUGUGCGUUGAUAUAACCAGUACAGAAUAAGGAAUUACACUGUAAUUAUCAUGUCAAGUUGGCUUUUUGUUGGAAAAAAACAGAAUCCCAAUAAAGUCGUCUGCAAAGGAAAAAGUCGUAGUUUAAUCUUAGAUGCUUUUCCACAAAAUCCACGUAGAAUUUGAUGCAUAAAAUAGAAUAAUUUCAUCAAACAUGCACUGGACAACCAUAGCUUACUUUUGCAAAAAAAAAAAAAAAAAAAAACAAGUCAAAAGAGACUUACCGCCCUCGAUGGGUGCCAUUUCCAAUGCAUGCAUUUUUGAUAUACUGUAUGUAUUUAAUUACAUUUGUGUAUUUUGUAAUUUGGAUUUUUCAGAUGUGAUAAAAGUGUGUAAGGUGAAAGAUAGACACCGCUUAGGAUAUUUUUGUAUUAUAAAUCUAGAAGUACUCGUCAAAGAUAGCAGUUUUUGCUCAGAGAGAAGAGCGUUUUGAAAACAGUGUUGUGUCGUAGACUAAUUGAACAGCUCGCGGCUGUGAUAGAAAAGCUGAUGGAACAAGCAACACCCCGAACCCUGUGACAGGACCACUGAAAAGCCAGAUGCUACUUCGUGAUGCUAAUUCUGUUCGUGUUGCAUUUACGCCGGGCCAAAACAUUUUUUCAAAGAAACGGACAUGACGUCCGUCCUAGUGCCAUUAUUCCAGACGCCACACUCCGCUUAAAGGGUUUUGCUUGUUCUCAGAUAUUUAGAAAUUCGUGUUUGAAAGAUUUAUUUACACUAUUUUGCAAGUUCAAAGUGAAUGUAUUUUAGUGAUAAAUAUUUCUUAUUUUAUUUUGAUUUCUCUGAACAUUUGUCAUUUGUACCGAGAUGCAUUUUGAUAUACAGUAUUCUCGCCCAUCGCUGCGUUAUAGUUCGUGUGUGUCUGCCAUGAAAAAAAAAAAAUGCAGCCGUUGCUAUUUUGGAUACCUUUCCAUGCCUUUCACAAAUAACUUUUAUAAUGCUGCAUUGUAUGUUCUACCUGAAGCACCACGUGUUUGACAGCCUUCUGUUAAAGACCGAUUUGGACUCAAGUCAUCAUGUGUGAAAGAAAUGUAUACAAAGAUGCUACUCAAUAUUUUGUCUCGAAUCAAAAAAACGACUGAUUAGAAUUGUAAUUUGACAGACAGUGCCUUGGCCGGGUCAGAUCUUGCUGCUUCAAGUCUUCCUUUCACCAAUGAAUAAAAAUCAAAUUAAACUGUA
Messenger RNA from Acanthopagrus latus (yellowfin seabream), 4527 nucleotides. Its product is annotated as moesin. Gene Ontology annotation, cellular component: apical part of cell; adherens junction; microvillus. Gene Ontology annotation, molecular function: actin binding; cell adhesion molecule binding. The coding region runs from base 710 to 2449 and encodes 579 amino acids. The record is from RefSeq and is a predicted model, not a curated record. NCBI's taxonomy places the organism in Eukaryota, Metazoa, Chordata, Actinopteri, Spariformes, Sparidae. The transcript has 13 exons. Gene Ontology annotation, biological process: positive regulation of early endosome to late endosome transport; regulation of organelle assembly; positive regulation of protein localization to early endosome.